AUGUCCCAAGACAAGAGGAAGGGCCAUUUGAAGAUGCUCACUGCCAGAAAAGAACAAAUAAGACAAAAUCUCAAGGUUACACCAGCCACUACAACUGUCCUAGACAACAACAAUCCUAUUGAGAUGCUGGACACUAAUAUAUUUUACACAUGUGAGAAUGAAGCUACGUUUUCCGAAGACAUUGACACCUUUGAAGAGGAUCAGGAGAGUGUGUGUGAAGUGAGCAAGAAGAGGAAAGAUGUUGCUAAACUCUCGUCUGGAUUACUAAUGAAAAGACGACGGAUGUUACCAGCAAAAAUGUAUGGAAAUUCUUCAUUAUUUGAUGCUGCUACUAGUGAUGUGGUCCAGCAAGUAACAUCUGAUGUGGUCCAGCAAGUAACUUCUGAUGUGGUCCAGCAAGUAACAUCUGAUGUGGUCCAGCAAGUAACAUCUGAUGUGGUCCAGCAAGUAACAUCUGAUGUGGUCCAGCAAGUAACAUCUGAUGUGGUCCAGCAAGUAACAUCUGAUGUGGUCCAGCAAGUAACAUCUGAUGUGGUCCAGCAAGGAACAUCUGAUGUGGUCCAGCAAGUAACUUCUGAUGUGGUCCAGCAAGUAACAUCUGAUGUGGUCCAGCAAGUAACAUCUGAUGUGGUCCAGCAAGUAACAUCUGAUGUCCAGCAAGUAACAUCUGAUGUGGUCCAGCAAGUAACAUCUGAUGUGGUCCAGCAAGUAACUUCUGAUGUGGUCCAGCAAGUAACAUCUGAUGUGGUCCAGCAAGUAACUUCUGAUGUGGUCCAGCAAGUAACUUCUGAUGUGGUCCAGCAAGUAACUUCUGAUGUGGUCCAGCAAGUAACAUCUGAUGUGGUCCAGCAAAUAACAUCUGAUGUGGUCCAGCAAGUAACAUCUGAUGUGGUCCAGCAAGUAACUUCUGAUGUGGUCCAGCAAGUAACUUCUGAUGUGGUCCAGCAAGUAACAUCUAACGUGGUCCAGCAAGUAACAUCUAACGUGGUCCAGCAAGUAACUUCUGAUGUGGUCCAGCAAGGAACUACUGAUGUGGUCCAGCAAAUAACAUCUGAUGUGGUCCAGCAAGGAACAUCUGAUGUGGUCCAGCAAGGAACAUCUGAUGUGGUCCAGCAAGGAACAUCUGAUGUGGUCCAGCAAGGAACUUCUGAUGUGGUCCAGCAAGGAACAUCUGAUGUGGUCCAGCAAGGAACAUCUGAUGUGGUCCAGCAAGGAACAUCUGAUGUGGUCCAGCAAGGAACUUCUGAUGUGGUCCAGCAAGGAACAUCUGAUGUGGUCCAGCAAGGAACAUCAGAUGUGGUCCAGCAAGGAACAUCUGAUAUGCAAGGAACAUCUGAUGUGGUCCAGCAAGUAACAUCUGAUGUGGUCCAGCAAGUAACAUCUGAUGUGGUCCAGCAAGUAACAUCUAACGUGGUCCAGCAAGUAACAUCUGACGUGGUCCAGCUAGUAACAGCAGACGUGGUCCAGCAAGUAACAGCAAACAUGGUCCAGCAAGUAACAGCUGAUGUGGUCCAGCAAGUAACAGCUGAUGUGGUCCAGCAAGUAACAUCUGACAUGGUCCAGCAAGUAACAUCUGACGUGAUCCAGCAAAUAACAUCUGACGUGGUCCAGCAAGUAACAUCUGACGUGGUCCAGCAAGUAACAUCUGACGUGGUCCAGCAAGUAACAUCUGACGUGGUCCAGCAAGUAACAUCUGACGUAAUCCAGCAAGUAACAUCUGACGUAAUCCAGCAAGUAGCACCUGACGUAAUCCAGCAAGUAACAUCUGACGUAAUCCAGCAAGUAACAUCUGACGUAAUCCAGCAAGUAACAUCUGACGUGGUUCAGCAAGUAACAUCUGACGUGGUUCAGCAAGUAACAUCUGACGUGGUCCAGCAAGUAACAUCUGACGUAAUCCAGCAAGUAACAUCUGACGUGGUCCAGCAAGUAACAUCUGACGUAAUCCAGCAAGUAACAUCUGAUGUGACCAAUCAAGCAACAUCACUAGAAAUUAUGAACAAGUCUGCAGAAAACGAUUCAUUAAUCAUGACGAUGUACUCUAACUUGUUGCAAAUAGCUAAAGAUAAUUGUUAUAACUGUGGUUCAGAAGAGAUGAUUCCAGAUUUUGUAACUCGUGGUCAAGAACUAUUUGUAACUGUGUCUUGCAAUAAAUGCAACAUUGUGACUAAUGCUGCAACUCAUAAACUCGGUGAAAUAAAUAGACAAACAUGUUUAAAUAUUUACGCUGAACUUUUAAAUGGUGGCGGCUACCAAAGUUUUGUGAAAUAUAAUGAUUUAAGGGAGAACCUUCAUCUAAAAACCUUCAGAAAGUUUACACGAUUCAUUACUGAGAGAGCUGUUGCAGAGUGUAGGAAAAUGUUGCAAGAAAGUCGUGACAGUGUGUUUGCCGAAUAUGAAAAAAAUGGAAUACGACCAGCCGAUAAUGGAGUACUAGAUGUUAAUGUGUCGUUUAAUGUUACCUGGCAGAGUCGUGACUUUUACACAAAGAUGGGAUUAUGUGUAGUAACUGAAGCAGAUACUGGCCUCGUUCUUGACUAUCAAACAUUGACAAAGUAUUGCAACCGUUGUUCAAACCUACAUACCUUGUACAACGAUAAGAAAAUAACCACAGAGCAUUUUUUGUUACAACGUGCAAAGCAUGAACCAGUUUGUAAGAUUUUUGAUGCUAGUAGUUCAAGUGAUAUGGAAGCUAGAGCAGCUGAGGCGAUAUGGGGACGAUCAUUAACUUAUAACAUGCGAUACUUGAAUCUCAUUAGUGAAGGUGAUGUUACUCCAUAUACAGUACUUAACAAUAUGAACAAUGGUCUAGGUCCUUAUUUUGGUCCUAAAGUGAAUGAAGUGGAGUGGGUGGACCACUAUGCGAAAAGACUGAAAAGCCGUCUAAUAAAAUUGAUUGAAGAAAAUCAUGUUGUCAGGGAUAUAAAUGGGAAAAAAGCUAAGCUGUUUCCAAUGAAGGGAAAAGGGAAACUUUCUGAUGAUAAUGUUGACAAGUUAGUUAGUUAUUUUAGUCGAGCAAUAAAGGAGUCCAUUGGAACGAACAUAGAAACGAUGAGAAAUGCCAUCUUAGCAAGCUAUUUUCACUGCACAUCAUCAAACACAGAGCCAAAUCAUAAUUUAUGUCCUACUUCAAAAUCAUCUUGGUGUUUCUACAAUAAAGCCAUUGCCAACUAUGUAGAAGUACCCUCUCACAGCACUAUGAAAGUUGUAGUACAUUUAAAGCCAGCCCACCAUGAACAAGUGUUAAGAGUUUACAAAGACUUGACCGAGGAUGAUAUGAUGCAACGUUGCUUAGGAGAAAAUUUGGUUCUUCACAAUGAAAAUUUCCAAGGGAGAGUAUGGACUUGCAGCCCCAACGGAGAAAACAGAAAUGAACUAGAUUUAGAAGCUGCACAAGUAACAGCACUACCAAAUGAAGCUGUUGCUGACAAUGAAGGAACAUCCUCUAGCAGCACAAAGUUUUCUGUUCAGUCGAGGACUGUGCACCAAAACCAAGUACAAAGAGCUUACGAGAAUUUGAGUGAAGAAGAUACAAUGCAUCAUCACCUAGACGGAAGAACCAAAAAUCCCAGCGAGAAUUUCCACCAGAGAGUAUGGACUUACUGCCCAGAGGGACAAUACAGAAACAAGAGGAGUCUAGAUUUAGCAGUUGCACAAGUAACAGCAGAAUAUACAUGUGGAUAUCAUGGAGGCAACCUUGACACUUCACCUGGGUUUCAACGCAACGCUCAUACACACCUGUUCCUAAGUACUCAGAACAGUAAUAUAAAAGACUGGCAAAGAAUAAUGCUGGUCUGCGACCGCUGUGAAAUGAGGUACGUUGAUGAGACAAGGUGUGCUGUCAUGUGUUCAUCGUGUGUUAAAGAAGAAGGAAUCAGAUUUUCUCAUCUAGAUAAUAAAUGUCGAUCAUGUGGGCUAAUCUAUUGUCUAGAUGGAGAAUGUGCGUGUCCAGGAUGCUCUUUCAUUCCUUAUGGGGAGUUUGUGUGUUACAAAUGUGAACUGGUGAUGGACAAUCUCUUGUUACAUGAGUGUAACCUUGGUAAGAUAUUUGUAGUCUGUGCAGUAUUUUGAAUGUUUUUAUGUGAU
Molecule: messenger RNA, 4083 nt
Organism: Cherax quadricarinatus
Lineage: Eukaryota; Metazoa; Arthropoda; Malacostraca; Decapoda; Parastacidae
Source: RefSeq, a predicted model, not a curated record